Cucumis melo (muskmelon) is the source of this 2578-nucleotide messenger RNA. RefSeq names its product metal tolerance protein 1-like. The transcript is spliced from 2 exons. Bases 1113 to 2354 code for a protein of 413 amino acids. Lineage: Eukaryota; Viridiplantae; Streptophyta; Magnoliopsida; Cucurbitales; Cucurbitaceae. Gene Ontology annotation, cellular component: vacuole; plasma membrane. The record is from RefSeq and is a predicted model, not a curated record. Gene Ontology annotation, biological process: zinc ion transmembrane transport. Gene Ontology annotation, molecular function: zinc ion transmembrane transporter activity.
CUCUCUUGUUCUAUCUUUUUCUUUUUUUAAUUGAUUUGGCUAUGAUUUUGUUUUAUAUGUAAACCCAAUUGAUGGUUGGAGUUGAAAAGCACAAACUUGAGUUAAAGGAUUGGUUUCUGUUAGUUUCAUAAUUUGUGUUUCUCUUAGACGUGUGGUUUAACUGUGUUUUGUUUAUUUCCCUUUUGUUUUUCUGUUGGAUGCUGUUUGGUUGGUUUAGUCUUUUAUUUCUUCUACAAGGUGUGUGUUUAAUCGUUAUGCCGUUUUUUUUCAGAGAUACCGUUUUGAGAUUUGUAUUAUUAUGGUUUCUUUUGCUUGAUAUUGAUUGCCUUUGCACUUCGUGCAAUUUUCAGCUUGUUAAUAGCUUCUCCAUUUUUGAGGGGUCAUAGAAUUCACAUCUUUUGUGCCUUGAAGAUAUUUCUUGAGAGGGAGGUCUUCCCCGUUCAGCUUGUUAUUAUAUAUACUAAAUUCUACAACAAACAGAAAAUAGUUCUCAAACAAGUUAAUUUGGUUGUUUUUUUCUUCUUUAAAAAAACAUGAAACAUACAUUCUCUUCUUUUGAUGAUAGAUCAAACACUCAUAGGGCAGAAACGAACAAAUACAAUGACAUGCCAAAGAAGAGAAGCCUACAAAAAAAAUGGGGAGCCAAGUCACAAACUACAAAUAAAAUCCAAUAAAAUAAGACCUAACAAAUAAUUAUGAAAAGAUCUUGUCCCCAAGGUCCAAAGAGAAAUAUAGAAUCUAAUUAUCUAACUAGAGACCAAAAUAGCUAAGGAAUCUCUGAGCCUUGAAAAUUCUAUUGUUCACUGAUAUGAUAUGAUUCAAUUGUACUCUUACACCACGAAAUGGAACACAGUACACCUUGCCAAAAAAAAAAAAAAAAAAAAAACUGAACCUUUUCAUGAAAUGUUGGAUGAAGAGGAAACCAUGCAAUUGAGUCCCUACAACUCUGGAAGCUAGCAAAGUUAAAACUGAAAUCCUCAAAGAAACGGCUCCACACAACUCUUGCAAAAUCACAUCUACAAAGCAAUGGUCAAGAUCUUCCGUGGCCCUCCUGAGAAUUUAGCAAAGAGUCUCAACCAAAGAGGAACAUUGGGCCAAAUUUUGAUCCAAAGAUGGAAGUGCAAGAUCAUGGUCACAUAAUUGAAGUGUGUGGAGAUGUGCAAGCUGUAGGGCCAAGCAUUGUGGGAAGUAAAAUUUGUGGGGAUGCACCUUCUUGCGGAUUUUCUGAUGCAAAGAACAGCUCGAAAGACGCAAAGGAGCGAUCUGCAUCCAUGCGAAAGCUUUGCAUAGCAGUUGUUCUUUGCAUCGUUUUUAUGAGUGUAGAAGUAGUCGGAGGUAUCAAAGCAAACAGUCUUGCAAUAUUGACUGAUGCUGCUCAUUUGUUGUCAGAUGUUGCUGCUUUUGCUAUUUCUUUGUUCUCACUCUGGGCCUCUGGUUGGGAGGCAACUCCACGUCAGUCGUAUGGUUUCUUCCGUAUUGAAAUACUUGGUGCUCUUGUUUCCAUUCAGAUGAUCUGGCUUCUUGCUGGAAUUCUUGUUUACGAAGCUAUUGUCCGUCUUAUCAAUGGUCCGGGAGAAGUUAAGGGGUUGCUCAUGUUUGCUGUUUCUACAUUUGGGUUAGUUGUGAACAUAGCCAUGGCUCUGCUACUUGGUCAUGAACAUGGUCAUGCCCAUUCUCAUGGUCACAAUCAUGGACAUGGUGAGCAUGACCAUGGUCAUGGCAGCCACGAACAUGGUGAGGAAGAUCAUAGACAUCGUCAUGGAAUAAGUGUGACCAUGCACCACCACCACCAUGAUGAGAAGGGAGCUGCCAGCGAUGGUGUUGAGCACCACCACCACCAUCACGAACACAAGGAAUCAACAACUGUCCCCUUGCUUGAUAGUUCACGAAAGGUUACAAAAACGCAAAAGAAACAACGGAACAUAAAUGUACAGGGGGCUUAUCUUCAUGUACUUGGAGAUUCCAUCCAAAGCAUCGGGGUAAUGAUCGGUGGGGCAAUCAUAUGGUAUAGACCAGAAUACAUGAUUCUUGAUCUGAUAUGCACCCUCAUUUUCUCUGCGAUUGUGUUGUGCACAACAAUUCAAAUGCUUAGAAAUAUCCUUGAGGUUUUGAUGGAGAGCACGCCUCGGGAGGUGGAUGCAACAAAGCUCGAAAAGGGUUUGUGUGAGAUGGAGGAGGUAGUUGCAAUCCAUGAACUGCACAUUUGGGCCAUAACUGUUGGGAAGAUUCUAUUGGCAUGUCAUGUUAUAAUAAAGCCAGAGGCAAAUGCAGACAUGGUAUUGGACAAAGUCAUUGAGUAUAUUAGAAGAGAGUACAACAUCAGCCAUGUUACCAUUCAGAUAGAGCGUCAAUAGAUCUUUAAUUAGAUGCUAUGCUAUGCUUUGUAGUAGUUGUAGCUAUGGUUUUUCAAAUGAAGUUUCAUUUCUUUUCAAUUCCCGAAUAUUAAAUGCAUAUCUUCUUCUUCUCUCUCUCAACAAGGGAAAUGGAAUUGCUAUUCAGUGCAAGUAUAUUAGUAGGGGAAAUUCUAACUAGGAUUGCUCAUCAUUUAUAAACUCUUAUAAUAAGUGUCAUUCAAUCA